AUGGGCCCCCGUACUGACUCCUCAUGCUGCUGCCAGGCCCGUAAUCUGUCAUGGGCCCCUGUACCGCCUCCUCAUGCUGCUGCCAGGCCCGUAAUCUGCCAUGGGCCCCCGUACCGACUCCUCAUGCUGCUGCCAGGCCCGUAAUCUGUCAUGGGCCCCUGUACCGCCUCCUCAUGCUGCUGCCAGGUCCAGAGUGUGUCAUGGGUCCCUGUACGGCCUCCCAUUGCUUCUGCCAGGCCCGUAAUCUGCCAUGGGCCCCCGUACCGACUCCUCAUGCUGCUGCCAGGCCCGUAAUCUGUCAUGGGCCCCUGUACCGCCUCCUCAUGCUGCUGCCAGGUCCACAGUGUGUCAUGGGUCUCUGUACGGCCUCCCAUUGCUGUUGUCUCCAUCGCCACACUCUGCCAUGUGCCACUUUCAGGUCUCCUCACACUGCUGGUGGGUUCCAUUUUGUCAUAGGGUGC
This is a messenger RNA of Staurois parvus, 461 nucleotides long. The record is from the annotation of a GenBank genome assembly. NCBI's taxonomy places the organism in Eukaryota, Metazoa, Chordata, Amphibia, Anura, Ranidae.